Penicillium odoratum is the source of this 822-nucleotide messenger RNA. RefSeq lists its product as uncharacterized. Bases 1 to 822 code for a protein of 273 amino acids. NCBI's taxonomy places the organism in Eukaryota, Fungi, Ascomycota, Eurotiomycetes, Eurotiales, Aspergillaceae. The transcript has a single exon. The record is from RefSeq and is a predicted model, not a curated record.
AUGCGCUCGCAAUUCAAACUUCUCCAAGCCGCGCUGAUAGCCGGUUGGAUGAUUGUUGCCACUGCCAGUUCUGGCGUCUUUGAAGUGGACUUGAUAUACCCACGCAAUGAAACCUACACUCCCUCACCGCUGAUGCCCAUGGUGUUUGCGCUUCAGAAUCCGAGUAUGGCUGUCCAGCUGAAUGCCUUGCUUUAUUGGUCACUUCUUGAAGGAGGCAACAGUAGUGCUCCAGGCUCCAUUCCAGGCGGGACCCUUGAACUGGCCUUGAUGAGCACGUUGAACGCCUCGACUGACCCUGACAAGGCUACGCUGGACCUCCCUGGCUACCCUCUUCUGGUCACCCGUUUCCUCGACACCUUUUCCUUCCCUGACGGCACCUGGAAUUUACAAUGGACUCUGCAAGUCUCCAAUUGCACUUCUGGGAGUUACACGCCAAACGUCUUGCAGAUGACGAACAACGUCACCUUCACCACCAGCAAAUCCGGUAAAGCACCCGAUCUUGUGGCCGCAACAUCUGCUGGAACGUGCAACACCACAGAAGGCUAUGCGUUCAACGCGACUACCAUUGAAGCAACUUGCGGCGUCCUCGGGCCUACUCCAACUACCAACCCGUGCGCUAUCACCAUCGAUUCGGCAGCUGAAUCGAACUUAAUGGCAUCGGCCACCAGCUAUGCUUGCUCGAUUCAACAGCGCCCGAUAAACCCCAAUGUUACCUGUCCGUCUGCAACGCCCUUAAGCAAUACUGCGGGUCAAUCUGGCAUUGCAGCGGCACCGGUACUGCUUAUGGUAUUAGCCACGCUGACCACAAUGACCUAUUUCUGA